This is a messenger RNA of Harpegnathos saltator (Jerdon's jumping ant), 6418 nucleotides long. Its product is annotated as adenylate kinase 9. NCBI's taxonomy places the organism in Eukaryota, Metazoa, Arthropoda, Insecta, Hymenoptera, Formicidae. The record is from RefSeq and is a predicted model, not a curated record. Gene Ontology annotation, molecular function: ATP hydrolysis activity; ATP binding; GTP binding. The coding region runs from base 154 to 5037 and encodes 1627 amino acids. The transcript is spliced from 12 exons. Gene Ontology annotation, cellular component: cytoplasm.
ACGUAGAAUCUCUGCAGGCCGCGUCGACGGCCGGUCGGAUUGCCGUGACGUCGUCGUGGUGCUCUCCCCGUGUGCUCUCUCCUGCGUGCGUCGACACGUUUUGUGUGCAUUGUGAAUAUUCGUGCUGUGGCUGCGUGACGCGGGUGUGUCAGCAUGGCUCCGAAAAAGAUCGAGGAACCCGAACGGAAGCCGCUCAUCGGUCGCGUAGGUACUAACUUAAAAGUUGGCAUAGUCGGGAUACCGAAUGUCGGGAAAUCGACUUUCUUCAACGUACUCACCAAGAGCCAAGCGGCGGCCGAGAACUUCCCCUUCUGCACCAUUGACCCCAAUGAAAAUAAGUGUGACAAAUCUUCAGAAGAGCCAAAGCAACAUGCCGCAGGGGAGUUUCUCGCUGUCGAGUCGAUCGUCUCGCGAGAGAACGGCGAACAUGCGCUUUCCUCGAUCAUAUAUCCGAAAGCUCACUUAUAUUACGCUUUCACCGAAGACAUGCAUCCCAAGAAGAGAAUUGCCACGGCCAAAACGCUUAAAAAAGAAAAACUUCCAUCGCUGGUGUCGCCGACUGAGGAACCCCUCCAGGCUUGGUAUAUGGACGAAGCUACGAAUCGUUACCUUCUAACCGAUCCAUCGAGCUUCAUCAUAUUUGGAAAACCUGGUUUGAAUAGCGUCGACCUGGCUUCAGCAAUAGCUAAAUCUUGGAACUGCAUCUUGAUCUCGCCCUUGUCGUUGAUACAAGACGAGAUCAAUAUUGGCAGCGAGGAAGGUCAACGUAUGAAGGAAACUUUAGCGAACGACAAACGUAUAGCACCGGAUAUCGUCAUGAAUUUAAUACGACGCAGGAUUAAUAUGAGUGAUAUCAGGCACAGAGGCUACGUCGUCGAGGGCCUGCCGCUCAUUCCGCACGAGACGAGCCUCGAUCGCAGACGACCAAAAGUUCACGGAGACCAGAUAUGCGAUCGGACCGAAUCCUGCAGCCAUUCACCCGAUCAGUUGCCCGACGACUCGAUCUGUCAGACAUUUCUUGACCAUGAACGGGAAAUCCCACGGCAGGUCGACGAAAUAUUCACUGAAUGGCCAAUAAAGCCUUCCAUCAUCAUCUACAUGAUGUGCCCUAAGCAGGACGUGAGCCUGAUUAUACAACGCAGUCAACGUGCGGAAACAGCAACAGCUGACGCUGUUGUUGAAGAUAUACCCGAGGAUGGAUCGAAUUCGCCGCUUGACCUUCACCAAGAUACAGAAGAGCCACCGAUCGUGAAUGACGAUCGAAGGAAUCAUUCAGAACGAUUCUCCGAUAUGGAGCAGAAAGUCGAGCUGCAGUGCGAUCUGUACAUGCGAUUGGCGCUGCCGGUGAUCGAUAAAUGGGUCCUGGAGUACGAUCCUCAGCGUGUGAUCCGUGUGGACGGACGUGGCUCAACGCAGCGUAUGCUCCAAACCGUCAACGCGCGUCUACGCAUGCUGCCGCUGCAGCCGUCGAUCUUACCUCAGCAGAUGACAGUCGAAGAGGACGAUUCGAAUCUUGAAGAAGAUGUAAAGGUGAGAAAAGAAAUUAAGAAGCUCGAAAUGGUAGAGAUCUUACAACAUAAAGAAAUCGUAUCCGCCGAAUACCCCUGGAGAUUGCACGCGUGCGAAUUUUGCCCGGUUGCAUUGACUCUAGGACGAAAGAAAAAAGGGUACAUAGAAUACGCAGUGCGGUUUCUAAGAAAUAUUUUCUUCUUGUCGUCUCAAGAAGCCGUAGACAUGUUCGUCGAAAAUCCAAGAACAUUUCUGUCACCGCCAAAUCCCCAGGAGAUCUGCAAAAUAGCAGUGUGCGGGUCGUUAAGCAGUGGCAAGUCGAAACUCAGUCAGCAGCUAGCGGAGGUCUUCGACGGAACGGUGAUAGACAUGAAAAAAAUCCUGCCUAAGACAGAUACUAGAUACAAUAGAUUUAAUUAUUAUACAAAUGAAGAGGUUUUAAAGUCGCUUUAUUUUAUUGAAGAAAGAUGGGAGGAGACAUUCAAGAAUAAGUUAUACAGGGACGGAAGGUACGUUGUAGAUGGAAUUCCCAUUGAGAAUCUUACGGCAGUUAUUAAACAAAUCAGAUUUGAAGACAUCGUCAUUUUAUGGAAUAGAUAUCUGUUUAAUUACAAAAAUGACCGGUAUUUUCAAGAUCAAUUUGCGAAUUUUAAAUAUGAAAUUGAGCAAAUUCGACGCACGCACAAAUUUAACGUGAUAAUGUGCGAACUUUCAAAAUUUGAAGAUGUAUCAAAGAUGAUCACAUAUGUAGUGGAUUGUUUAAAACUUCCUUCCAAGACCCCAACCAGUGCGACGAACGCAGUAAAGUUGGGAACUACAGAAGAAACAACAUUGACGGGAGACAACACGAGCGAUGAGGAACGUCCUCCGCACGUUAUCGACCUCGAGACGGCCGAGCGGCUUCUCGAUUGCGGCUACUAUUUCCUCAGCUCCUUCGGCCGAUGGUGUCCGGUGCAAGCAUACGCCAAUGAAUCCAUACCCGCGGUUCAUAGCCUGAUCAUUCCAGUCAUUCAUCAGGAUUACAUCUAUUUCCUCGCCGGUGAGGACGCGCUUUCCGCAUUCUUGAAGGAACCCUCCAAAUAUCUCAAUCGGGACUUCCGUCCGUCAGCUUUACCGCUUCGAAUCGCCGUGAUCGGACCACCCAAGUGCGGGAAAACGACGCUAGCGGAUCGUUUUGCCAAGACCUAUGGCCUUAAGCGAAUCACUCGCGAUGUAGCCUUGCGUCACAUGUCAAAACACUACGGUUGGUCCAAAUCGGCGCAGAUGGCCGAGGAUCAGCUUCGAGCGGGUCAACCGGCUUCCAUCGACUCCGUGACACGCGCUAUUGAAAUACUCUCUCUAGGGCCACGCGCGAUCUCGCACGGUUACAUCCUGGACGACUAUCCUUCGACUCGUGAGGAAACCGAGCAACUGAUCCUAUCAGGAGUGCAGCCGAUGAUCGUGCUGGACAUGAAAGCGGAUCUAUUGUUUUGCUUAGAAUGCCAGUCUGCGAAUGAUGGCGAUACAAACGCUUCUUCUACUUCCUUCUCCUUUGGUAUGUUGCGUUACGAGAACUGGCAAGUGCAUCAGGCAAGUUUCCGAGAUUGGCUGAAGAAGUUCGCGCGGAACGUCGUCGAGCUGGAUGCCAUGAAAAGCAAGUGGAACGUGUGGACUCUGGCAGAUCGCGCGGUGCGCUCGCGAUUCUCCGAGAUCACGCUCUACCAGCGUGAUGCCGACCUCGACAAAAUACAUAGUCUCCGGCAUAUGUGCGUGUCACCUUUUGAGUUCCAAGAGCGGCAGAGUCAGUACAAAUCGUACUGUCCCGUCUGUCUGUUCCGAGAGAACGUCCUUCAACAAGCUUCCAGACAACGGAUGGACAAUCAAGGGAUGGUGCAGUUCGAAGAGCACUUCUAUUGGAUCUGCCCACGGCACAUGGCUGUUUUCACGGCAGACCCGCGACAGUAUCUACCUCCAAUCAACACUGCAAGCUUGCCCGACGAAGUGCCUCAGAUAUUUGAGCAGGUGGUCGACGUGAAACACGUUUGUUUGGAACGACGUCUUCGUCUGGACGGCUGGUGCCCGGUGACUUACGUCGACGGACCGGAGAAGGGCAAGCUGACGCGCGGCAGGACUGACUUGGCCGUGCUGUUCGGCCAAGGAUUGUAUCUUCUCUGCAGUGAGGAGUGCCGCGACAAGUUCCUCGCGAGACACCAUGACUACUGUAACGUGGAAAUCGCGUCUGUUGGCGAAGUCGACCCGCGAUACCUGCCGGACAGGGGCUUCUUAGAGCACACGGUGGCGAAGCAGGUGGUCGAAGCGGUGAAGCGAGUCGCCGCACGUCGCCCAAAAAUGAUCGGCCUGUCGGCGGCUGCCAGCGCGGCAAUUUAUAUCGGCGUCCACUUGAAGACCCACAAUGCGGAUGUGGACGAGGUCCUUGCCUAUGAGGUUACCGACGAGCGGAUGGCUGAGCGGGAUAAGAUUGUCAAGAUCGUCACCGACACUGUGAAGACCAGGCCCAAUCCGCAUGCGUUUUCACGUCGCGUCCCGGUGCCCGACGCCAGGUUCGACUAUCUCUGUGAAUAUUUUAAGCCAGCUAGCAAAGUCCCAGCUUUCCUGCACGUUAUGGACAUCGCUGGGCUGGUGAAGGGUGCGGCCGAGGGACAGGGGCUGGGGAACAGCUUCCUCUCACAUAUCGGAGCUUGCGACGGCAUCUUUCACCUUUGUCGUGCCUUUGAGGACGACGACGUCACUCACGUGGAGGGCGACGUGAAUCCCGUGAGAGAUCUCGAUAUCAUCAGCGAGGAGCUGCGAUUGAAGGAUGUAGAAUUUUUGAACACGCACCUCGAGAAACUCGAGAAGCUGGUUAUUCGCGGCAACGACAAGAAAUUGAAGCCUGAAUACGAUACGCUUCUGAAGGUUAAGGGCGUUCUGAUGGAGGAGAAGAAACACAUCAGGUUCGCCGACUGGAGUGCCAAUGAUAUCGAGGUGCUCAACAAAUACCUGUUUCUCACGUCGAAACCCAUCAUCUACCUAGUGAACUUGUCGGAGAAAGAUUACAUACGCAAGAAGAACAAAUGGUUGAUCAAAAUAAAAGAGUGGGUUGACAAGAACGACGCGGGCGCGAUCUUGAUCCCCUUCAGCGGCAUCUUCGAGAACAAGGUCCUCGACAUGGACGAGGCGGAGCGCGCAAAAUACUUCGAGGAACACAAAGUCACCAGUGCACUCGAUAAAAUUAUUGUACAAGGCUACAAGGCACUGCAAUUGCAAUAUUUCUUCACGGCUGGUCACGAUGAAGUUAAAGCAUGGACGAUUCAGAAAGGCACGAAGGCACCUCAGGCUGCUGGAAAAAUACACACGGACUUUGAGAAGGGAUUUAUCAUGGCGGAAGUAAUGAAAUUUGACGACUUUAAGAACGAGGGUUCGGAGGCCGCAGUCAAGGCCGCCGGAAAAUACAGGCAACAGGGUCGUAAUUACGUGGUCGAAGACGGUGAUAUUAUCUUCUUCAAAUUCAACGCGGGCGCUGGAUUAAAGGAUGCGAAGAAGAAGUGAUGGCACGCGUUUCUCAUGUUGUUGCUCGUUCACUUGUACAUCAACAUGAUCCUGCUGUCUUGGUGCACGCAUCAAACACGCGUCAAUCAGUCCGACUCGCUUCCCGAUCCUCCCUGAGUUCUUUUUUACUCGCGUUAUACAUUGCAGCGUGAUACAUUGCGGAGCGUCUCUCACGACGAUCACACGACGGUGACAAUUAUUUUUCUAUUGAUUCCCUUCCCGUCCCAUUCGUCUAUCGUGCUCUUAUGAUUAUAUUGCACACGACGCGUCUCAUCGAAGUAAUUCAAUGUUCUUCUUGUUGAAAAUUACGGCGCUAAAAGGGCGACGUGAAACUUUAAAAUAGCAACGGACUUUGUGUCUUCUCUUAGCGAGUAAUGUGUUUCUUGCGAGCGCAGAAGCGGCGCCGCAUUUUCACGAUUAUCACUGUGUACAUAAUUAGCGAACUUCUUCGGGUCACGUUCUGCAUUUCUUAUCUUUGAUGCAACACGCGCGAGCCAGAGUGGUGUGUAUGUGUAUGUGUGUGCAUGUGUGUGCAUAUGUGUGUGAAGGGAAUCGAGGAGAGGGAAUGACGUGUACAUGAAGCAUUUCUUUGUACCGCUCUGUAUUUAUUCGACGACUAUUAAAAUAGAUUGACGUAAAAAAGAAAAGAAGAUUGCAGCUGUGUUUUGCGAGAAUUCACUUCGUCGCGUGCACUUUCUUGCAAUUGCGACGAUUUAUCGCCCGCGUUAAAGCGGUACACAUUAAUCACAUAUUCAGUUUCUAGAUGGCACGGCAGGCUCAUAUUUACGAGUCUUGGCUACACUAAUAACAAAAUCGUGAUUUCUAGAAGCGCCCUUUCUCUCUCUCUCUCUCUCCUUGUAACAGUGAGCUUUACAGUAUACUAAAGUGAGUCUUCAAAGAGAUAAAUAAUUGGAUAAGUUACUUCAUCUUUGUCAGUAACAUAUCUCAUUUAAGGUUCUGAAAGUACAACUGACAAAGAUAGCAACCCAUCCAACAUCUAUUCGUUUUCUUGAAGGCUCAAUCUAGUAUACCAUAGAGUUCACUGCUUUCUAACGCGAUAACGCAAUUGACGUCAUUCAAGUCUCGAUUUCGAUUUUAGACUACUCCUCCGACCAAACGAUCGCACCAUCAACCAUUUUUAAAAGUCUCGUUGAACAAUCGAGAUUUGAGCCAUUGAUAGAACUCCACUUCUAGCGCGAGAGCCAUUUGUAGGGACGCAUUUCUAUCUCGUAACUUGAAAGGCACCGUGGAGACAGUGGGGCGCUUCUCCUUCAGUCCUGCAAAGCGAAAGAACUAAUUUAUCAGCGACAAGAACGUAAUGUUGAAUCAGCAGGAAAGAAGCGUCUCGCGUCUAUAUAAUAAAUAUUUUAUCGGCGAUAUA